AGCUGUUAUUAGGAUUAUUGGUGAUUCCAUGGUGCACCACCGGUGUAGAUAGCACUGCCAGGCAGCGCGUAAAGGCUCCAGGAUGACACCAUUGGAAGGACAUCAAGCGGAGGAACGGGACUCGCAGAGCCAGGAGGACUCAGAGUGUCCCGUGUGUUAUGAUAGUCUCUCCUGCACGGAGAGGACCCUGAGCUGCGGACACGUUUUCUGCCACGACUGUCUGGUCAAAACCUUGGUCAGUAUCAACAGGGACGGCGUCAUCAGAGACACCAUCAUCUGUCCCGUCUGCCGACACCUGACUUUCAUCAAGAAGCAACAGGAGGUUGGGGUUCCUCUCGGCCCGGGGAAAGAGGCCGAGGAAGGAGGCGGGCAGACCUUGAAGGUCCCUGUCCCUCCACCAGAACCUGGUAACCCACAGCAUCACCAUGAAGCACGGCGCGCGUCAGGGCAUAGUAGCUCACCGUCUGAUUCAAGUGGACUGAGCUGGAUUGUGAGACGCUUUAGGUGGAUUUCAGAGAGAUGCAGGAGUCGACGGAUACUAUCACUGAUCAGUCCCGACCACAGAAACUCUCAGAUUUUCAUCAUCAGUGCCCAGGGCCGACCCAUGGCUGAUGAAGAUGCGGUUAGCCUGGACACUAUGCCUGUUGUUCCCCAACCCAACCGCAGGAGACGGCGCAUCAGGAUUUGCACAACGGCACGUUGCUUGGUCGUUCUGCUUGUGAUAUUCACAUUGAUGGCAAUGGUAGCUGCCACACUUCCUUGGAUUAUAUUGGCAUAGCCCACAAAGCCAGAGCCAUAUGGCUGUAGCAUAUGCAUGGUGCGUCAUUACGCACUACUUGAU
Molecule: messenger RNA, 841 nt
Organism: Salvelinus namaycush (lake trout)
Lineage: Eukaryota; Metazoa; Chordata; Actinopteri; Salmoniformes; Salmonidae
Product: RING finger protein 222
Exons: 1
Coding region: 83-778 (231 amino acids)
Source: RefSeq, a predicted model, not a curated record